This is a messenger RNA of Danio rerio (zebrafish), 1017 nucleotides long. The record is from RefSeq and is a predicted model, not a curated record. Lineage: Eukaryota; Metazoa; Chordata; Actinopteri; Cypriniformes; Danionidae.
GUGAAGGACAUCAGCCUACACAUUCCUCUCCAUUUCUGUCUUGGUCUUUCAGUCUAGACAUCUUGAAUGACAUGCAUCAUGAACAUUUUAUGCCUUUGGAUAUUUGUUGGUGCUCUGGUGUCUUCUAAUGCUUUGGGCUGCGGGAGAGUAAGAUAUACAGAAGUCAGCAUCAAUGCCUCUCUGAAAUCUCAAGUCUUUCUCCCGUGUCACUUUAAUACAAGCUUGAACAAUGAAACAGUGAUAUGGAGUCACAAUAAAGACACUCUUGUAAAGAUCAUAGCUGAUGGCAGAAUCUACUUUGAAAAUCCUAGAGAAGGACGAGUGACUGCUUUUCCACUUUUAGUUGAGGAAGGAAACUUCUCCAUCCUCAUCCAUGAUCUGGAUUCUUCAGAGGUUGGUGUGUACUUUUGUGAGUGGAACAGUGAAUGCUGGAGAGUGAGGAUCACAGAAAUACAGAAUCAUUCAUCGCAGGAAAUUUAUUAUUUAAGUCCCUGGUUCUACUUUGCUGCUGGAGCUGGGUUGUUUAUCAUGCUUUUCAUUGUAUUCAGCAUGAUUUCAAAACUAUUUGGAAAGGAUAAAUCAUCCGAGUCUAACUCUGUUAAUGUAAUACAUAGUGAAGGCAACUAUCCCGUCGAACAAAGCAGAAGUCACAGAAACAACCGGGGUCCAAGAAGGGGACCUUCAGUUGUUUAUGAAAAUGAUGGACCUGCAUCAUAUCCCAGUUCUGCUGUGCAGCAUGGGCAACAUCCUCAGAGAGCCUUCACAGCUGUUCCUGAGCCAACUAGUCAUUCAGAUGUAAAACCAUACUAUGUCAACCAGGCGGAGCUUUCCAUCUCAACAAAUGCUGGCAAAAAACGCAAAAAACAAAAGCCAGCCUACCAGUUUAAAAACCCAAUAUACGGAGAAUGAAGCAUCAGAUGUCAGACUGCGAUGACAGUUCUACAGCGCACACAAUUUUAUUACAGACAUUUUUUACUAAACAGUUCAAUAUCUUAAUAAAUGUUGAUGUUCAAUGUC